AUGCCCAGGUCCGACUGUGUCUGUUGUAGAAGUACAUGUAGCGGUACGCGAGGAAAACUGUUGAAAUGCCUUCACUCGAUUUGUUUGGAAUGUUUGGAGAAGCAUACCGACGAUGAUAGUUCAGUAGGUUGUCCUGACUGUGGCGCGAUCACUCCACCACCACCGGUGGCUGGUGUUCCUUUGCUGCAGUACCUGCCAGACAGUGAUGUGUUGUCCAGCGAUGCAGGUGAGGCUACUGCCACAGUGCAAACUGAGAAACUGUGUGAUGAGUGUGCUGAGGAUGCUGCAGCAGUUGCUGUUUGCAUGGACUGUGGUGACAAUCUCUGUACUGGCCAUGCCAAGAUGCAUCCAACCUCACGGAAAUCGUACAAACACAAUGUUGUGUCAUUCAGCGAGGCUGUUUCAUCUACUCCUGACGCACUAAGGCUCACUAGCGCAAAGUGUCCACUGCAUCCAUCUUCUGAGCAAUCACACUUCUGCAUGGUUUGUCGAAAGAUCCUCUGUGACAAAUGCCUUGCAUCUAGUCGCCAUGACCAGCAUCGGCAGGAUUUGCUACCUGUUGAGCAAGCUGUUUCCACAAUCAGAGACUCUCUCAUUGCAAAGAUUUCUCUUUCUUUCUCUGGUGAAGAAAGUCAACUGGAGGAUGCAUUGGUUGCAACAGACAAGGCACUCUCGCAGCUGCAUGACCAAUCUGAAGCUUUAUCCUCGCAAGUCAAUGACUUCUUCACUCAGUUGAAGAAAGUCAUUGAUAAGCGACAGCGGCAAUUGCUGGAUGAGCUUGACCAACUGCAAUUACCGCAGUGCGUACAGUUGCAAGAGCGAAAGGAACGCAUCCUAUCCAGCUUAUCAACUGGGCAGCGAGUCAAACAUCUAACCGAGUAUGGCCAGUCUGACAGGAACUUCUUGAAGAUGUGUGACUGGCUGGAAGAUGCAACACAUGACGUCAUGGAUGCAGCUGAAGCGGAAGUGAAGCCAUUCCAGCCAGUUACUCUACAAUUCAUGACUGAUGACAACGAGGAGUCCAACACAGCUAUCUCCAAGGCCGGUUCUGUCAGCGUUGCAGUGUCCUCUGACAAGAGUGCCGUGACCAUUCCAGCUGACGUUGACGAAGGACAAGAUCUCCGUAUCUCCAUUGACCUGAGGAACGGACGUGGUGACACACUGACUGCAACAGACAAACGUCUGAACAGUGUGAAAGUGGAAGUGAUGACAAGGGAGAAUGACGUCACAAUCUGUCCGGUAAUCAAGGUAACAGACGCGGAAACCUCCUCCAGCCCAGUAGCCGCUGUAUUCAAGACAGCCGGAAAGAAGGGACAAGUCAAAGUGUCUGUCACAACCGACGCUGGCCACAUCCGGGGAAGUCCUGCAGUUGUGACUGUCGCUGAUGUAUUGCGGUUUGACACUGACGCAUGUAAUACCGGGCUGGCUCUAUCUAACAAUGGCAGAACCGUGAAAAAUCCUGGAAUGCAACGCAACGCAUCAGUGUAUGGCUUAGGACGGUGGAGCACGGGCAAGUACGACAUAUCUAUCCGCCUUGAUAUUGUUGGGCCUGCAUCCAGUAACUACUUGCUAGGCAUGUGCAAUGAGAAGGAGCCAGAUCUUAAAGGCUGGUAUCGUAGAUAUGCAUGGGAACGCUCUGGAACUAAGAGCGGCUCUUUGGGUCAGCCUUGGCGUUCUGGUGACGUGAUCCACAUGUCGCUGGAUUGUGAUAAUCAAACGCUGGUCGCUCGUCAUGACCGUACAGGAGCAGUAGAUACGAAGACGGAUGUAACAGGCGAGAUAUAUCUUUACUUCUGCACGUAUUGCGCCGGCGAUCAAAUUACUAUCCUAUGA
This is a messenger RNA of Sycon ciliatum, 1833 nucleotides long. RefSeq names its product E3 ubiquitin-protein ligase TRIM45-like. Bases 1 to 1833 code for a protein of 610 amino acids. Lineage: Eukaryota; Metazoa; Porifera; Calcarea; Leucosolenida; Sycettidae. The record is from RefSeq and is a predicted model, not a curated record. The transcript has a single exon. Gene Ontology annotation, molecular function: ubiquitin protein ligase activity; zinc ion binding.